Molecule: messenger RNA, 1946 nt
Organism: Pollicipes pollicipes
Lineage: Eukaryota; Metazoa; Arthropoda; Thecostraca; Pollicipedomorpha; Pollicipedidae
Product: angiotensin-converting enzyme
Exons: 9
Coding region: 25-1068 (347 amino acids)
Biological process (GO): proteolysis
Cellular component (GO): plasma membrane
Molecular function (GO): peptidyl-dipeptidase activity; metallopeptidase activity
Source: RefSeq, a predicted model, not a curated record
AACGGCACCCUGAUUGAUGACGCCAUGUACUCGAAGCUGAACGUGGCUGCACCUGGCAGCGACAGCGUGCUCUUCCUGCCGCGUGUUUUGGAUCGCUGCUACUCGACUUACCGCAAGCAGAUAGCCAUAGCGAUCUACCCCACCAACACCACUCUGUCCGACUACAUCGAGUUGGUGGAGCUGUCUGGCACCGUGCACAAGUUCAACGAGCGCGCCCAGUCAAUGUUCGCCGACAACUUCGGCUUCCCAUACAAGGACAGAGAGGGCUUCCGCGGCUACGGGCUGGACCUGGCCAUCGGCGGCGCUCGUGCGCUGGCCGCCGUAUCGCCGCGGGGUCUCAGCAGUAUGCUCGGCUUCCAGUCACUGAGCGACAACAACGGCACGCAGCUCAACCUCCAGAUGGCCCACAUGCUCAAGCUGCUGCCGCGGAUCGCCGCCUCCAUGGCGGCCCUGCGCUGGCAGGCGGAUGUCAUGACAGGAUCGGUCCCCGAGUCGGAGUACAACAGCAAAUGGUGGGAGUACAAGAAGGUGUACCAGGGCGUCUCGCCGCCCGAGGCCAGGGACGAGACGCACUUUGACGCCUUCGCGGACGGCACCCUGACGCUGCCCAGCUACCACAUCAGGCGGCUGGUCGGCGGUCUGGCCAUGUUCAGCGUGCACAAGUACCACUGCCGGAUGUAUGGUGACGUGAACGAGCCGCUGUCCCAAUGCGCCAUUCUCGAUAACCUGCAGCUGGGGGUCAACAUCAGGAAUGUGCUAGUGAAGGGAAACUCGAAGCCGUUCGGGGACCAGCUGAUGCAGCUGACGGGCCAGGCCCAGCUGUCCGGCCAGGCCAUGGUGGAGCAGCUGCAGCCCGUCACCGAGUGGCUGGUGCAGUUCAACAAUGCCACGGACCCAAGCCGCCGGGACGGCGAGAACAACCAGACAAUCGCCAUCAUCGUGGGCGUCGUGAUCGCCGUCAUCAUCCUCGGCCUGGUCGUCUUCUUCAUCGUGGCCAGGAGACGGCAGACCAACAAGGAGUACAAGAGCGCGCCGACAAGGGAAGUCAAUACACCACAGGAGGCGUAAGGUGUCUCCGCCGCGGAGCCGGACCUACCGGCGCCCGGCGGUAGGUCCGUAGGAUCAGCCGGACCUACCGGCGCCCGGCGACCAGCUGUCAGCAGAUCCGGGCAGAUCCGAACCGCCGCCGACAGAUCCGGACCGCCGCCAGCGGAACGGGCUGCCGCUGUCGGCAGAUCCGGACCGCUGUCGACAGAUCAAGAUUGCCGACAAGCCGGGACAUCCACAGUCGUCAAACGGCCACCGCCACCAGAGCGAGACGGCAAGCCACUCGGCCUGUGUGCUGCCCCGGGGCUGACAGGCCAGCCCUCUGGCGGCUCGUCAAACGCGAGCAAACUAGAUUAGCCUUGCAGUUAAUUUCACCGGUACAAUCCGACGCUAGUUUAAAUGAGCGUGCACGUGUUUAGUUAUUAGGAAGAAUAGUUGCUUCACCUGUCACGUGUGGUGCUUGCUGCAUGUAUGUGCUUUUGUAGAAUAUGCUCUGUUAUAUCUAAGCUAUGUAGCAAAAUACGCUUCCUUCCCGUAAUAAUAAUUUCAUAUCCUCGAAGGCGAUACUAUUUGGUGUACUCGGACAUAGUUAGGAAACAUAUCGCUGUUUCCGCGACACGCAUGCCGUAUUUUUGCCAAAGCAAUUUCAGACUGACGAUGGCAUCUUGUUUCAGCUAUCACACAAAUGUGCCGAAAUGUUCCGCAAAAUUGCCGUGUGUGUGUCGAAGAUUUUUCACUGCAAGUUGUUUAGCUAUAAUAACACCAUGCAAUUACUAAGAACACGUUCCGUAUGCUUCUAAUCAUUUUUCUACGUUAUAGUAUGAAGUGCGUCACUGUAUAAAUAGCAUCGAAGCGUCUUACGGCUUUUAGAAAAAUGAAAUAAAUGUUGUCCUACUCUG